This is a messenger RNA of Panthera uncia (snow leopard), 7422 nucleotides long. RefSeq names its product protein tyrosine phosphatase non-receptor type 12 (gene PTPN12). Gene Ontology annotation, cellular component: nucleus; cytoplasm. NCBI's taxonomy places the organism in Eukaryota, Metazoa, Chordata, Mammalia, Carnivora, Felidae. Gene Ontology annotation, molecular function: non-membrane spanning protein tyrosine phosphatase activity. The transcript has 17 exons. The coding region runs from base 2224 to 4215 and encodes 663 amino acids. The record is from RefSeq and is a predicted model, not a curated record. Gene Ontology annotation, biological process: peptidyl-tyrosine dephosphorylation.
AAUAUUGUUUUUAAUUGGUGAAAUUUGUAUGCAGUCUGUUGUUUAAUUACUAGUUGUGUGACAAUGUUAAUUUUCUGAUUUUGAUAACUGAUAGUUAUGUAAGAUAUUAACAUUAAGGGAAGCUGAGUGAGGGAUAUAGGAAUUUUCUCUACUAUUUUUGCGAUUUUUCUUUAAUUCUAAAAUUAGUUCUAAAUAAAAAGGGUGCUGUUUGCUUGUUUUUUUUUUUUAAAAGAGAGAAUGUGAGCUGGGGUAAGGGGCAGAAGGAGGGAGAGAGAAUCUUAAGCAGGCUCCAUAUUCAAUGCAGAGCCCAGUGUAGAGCUCGAAGCAGAGCUUGAUCCCACAACCUUGGGAUCAUGACCUGAGCUGAAAACAAGAGUCAGACUUUCAACAGACUGAGUCACCCAGGCACCUCUAAAUAAAGAGUUUUUAAGAAUCAACACAAACUAGAACAAAACUAUUUGCACUACAUGUACUAAAGACUAAUUUUUCAUAUACAUCAGUAGGAAAACAUAGACAUAGAUAAAAAUGUGCAGAGGAUAUAAACAAGAACUUAUGGUAAAAUAAAUAUAACCAAUAACUGUAUGAAAAUGUACAACCAUUUGCAUAGUUCAAGAAAUACAAGUCUGAGUUUUUUACUUUUUAGAAGUUAACUAUUAAAAGGUAUAACAUCCUGUCACUCUCACAUAUAGCAUCUGAAUUGUCUAAGUCUGUAUAUACCUUUUAGAAGAUAAGUUUUUUUCUUCUGUUAGAAACUUACCCUAUACCACUUAUAGCAGUGAGUUCAUUGUGGUAGUGUUUCUAAUAGGAAAAAAUGGCCCAGCAGUAGUGUAGCUGGUUAAAUAAAUAAUGAGAUUUCUAUUUAUAAUGGAUUUCAUAUAACAUUGAGCAAGAUAGAUCUGUAUUAGCUCUGGGAAGAGUUCCAGGUUAUACAAUUAACUGAAAAGUGAGAUACAGAACAUGUAUAUGUUAUGAACGCAUUUGCAUAGUUUUUCUAAGUAUGUAGGUAUAUGCAUAAAAAUUACUUUUGGAAGGAAAAAAGAACCUUAGAAGUGUCUUUGUUGGGAAGGAGAGACCUGGACUUUAUGGAUGGGGGAGGAUUACUUUUUAUUUUAUACUUUUUUCUUAAAUCUCAUUUUAAAAAAUCAGAUACAUAUAUUAUUUAAAAAAUAAAAUUGCAGCACAGAAACAAACACUCAGAUCACUGGAACAGAACACAGAACCUACAAAAGGACCCACAAACAUAUGGCCAACUAAUCUUUGACAAAGCAGGAAAGAAUAUCCAAUGGAAUAAGACAAUCUCUUCAGCAAAUGGUGCUGGGAAAACUGGACAGCGACAUGCAGAAAAAUGAACUGGAUCACUUUCUUACACCAAAUACAAAAAUACACUCAAAAUGGAUGAAAGACCUAAACCUAAGACAGGAAGCUAUCAAAAUCCUAGAGGAGAGAAAGCAGGCAAAAACCUCUUUGACCUCGGCCACAGCAUCUUCUUACUCAACAUGUCUCUGGAGAUAAGGGAAACCAAAAUAAAAAUGAACUACUGGGACCUCAUCACAAUAAAGAGCUUCUGCACAGUGAUGGAAACAAUCAAGAAAACUAAAAGGCAACCAAUGGAAUGGGAGAAGGUAUUUGCAAACAACAUAUCAGAUAAAGGGUUGGUAUCCAAAAUUUAUAAAGAACUUAUCAAACUCAACACCCAAAAAACAAACAAUCCAGUGAAGAAAUGGGCAAAAGACAUGAACAGACACUUCUCCGAAGAAGACAUCUAGAUGGCCAACUGACACAUGAUAAAAUGCUCAACAUCCCUCAUCAUCUGGGAAAUUUAAAUCAAACCACAGUGAGAUACAACCUCACACCCAUCAGAAUGGCUAACAUUAACAACUCAGGCAACAACAGAUGUUUGCGAGGAUGUGGAGAAAGAGGAUCUCUUAGGAUCUCUUUUGCAUUGCUGGUGGGAAUGCAAGCUGAUACAGCCACUCUGGAAAACAGUAUGGGGGUUCCUCAAACAAUUAAAAAUAGAACUACCCAAAAAAAAAAAAAAUAGAACUACCCUACGACCCAGCAAUUACACUACUAGUCGAUCACAGCCGAGUUAAGUUGACUUUAAAGACUCCUUCUCAAGAUUCAGACUAUAUCAAUGCAAAUUUUAUUAAGGGUGUUUAUGGGCCAAAAGCGUAUGUGGCAACCCAAGGACCGUUAGCAAAUACAGUAAUAGAUUUUUGGAGGAUGAUAUGGGAGUACAAUGUUGUAAUCAUUGUAAUGGCCUGUCGAGAAUUUGAGAUGGGAAGGAAAAAAUGUGAACGCUAUUGGCCUUUGUAUGGAGAAGAACCUAUAACAUUUGCACCAUUUAAAAUUUCUUGUGAAGCUGAACAAGCAAGAACAGACUACUUCAUUAGGACACUCUUACUUGAAUUUCAAAAUGAAUCUCGUAGGCUGUAUCAGUUUCAUUACGUGAACUGGCCAGAUCAUGAUGUUCCCUCAUCGUUUGAUUCCAUUCUGGACAUGAUAAGCUUAAUGAGGAAAUACCAAGAACAUGAAGAUGUGCCUAUUUGUAUUCAUUGCAGUGCAGGCUGUGGAAGAACAGGUGCCAUUUGUGCCAUAGAUUAUACAUGGAAUUUACUAAAAGCUGGGAAAAUACCAGAGGAAUUCAAUGUAUUUAAUUUAAUACAAGAAAUGAGAACACAAAGGCAUUCUGCAGUACAAACUAAGGAGCAGUAUGAGCUUGUUCACAGAGCAAUUGCCCAACUGUUUGAAAAACAGCUACAACUGUAUGAAAUUCAUGGAGCCCAGAAAAUUGCUGAUGGAGUGAAUGAAAUUAACACUGAAAAUAUGGUCAGCUCCAUGGAUCCUGACAAACAAGAUUCUCCUCCUCCAAAACCACCAAGGACCCGCAGUUGCCUUGUUGAAGGGGAUGCCAAGGAAGAAAUACUUCAGCCACCAGAACCUCAUCCAGUGCCACCCAUCUUGACACCUUCUCCCCCGUCAGCGUUUCCAACAGUCACUACUGUGUGGCAGGACAAUGACAGAUACCAUCCAAAGCCAGUGUUGCACAUGGUUUCAUCAGAACAACAUUCAACAGACCUCAACAGAAACUAUAAUAAGUCAGCAGAACUUCCAGGGAAAAAUGAAUCAGCUAUUGAACAGAUGGAUAAAAAAUUGGAGCGAAAUUUAAGUUUUGAGAUUAAGAAGGUCCCCCUCCAAGAGGGACCAAAAAGUUUUGAUGGGAACACACUCUUGAAUAGGGGACAUGCAAUUAAAAUUAAAUCGACUCCACCUUGUAUAACUGAUAAAACCUCUAAGUCCCAGGAAUUGAGUUCAGGGGAUCUUAAAGUAGAUGAUAUUUCUCAGAAUUCUUGUGUGGACUGCAGCGCAACACAGUCAAAUAAAGUUCCAGGUGUUCCACCAGAAGAAUCACAGAAGAAUUCAGGCACACCUCCAAGGCCAGACCGCUUGCCUCUUGAUGAGAAAGGACAUGUAAUGUGGUCUUUUCAUGGACCUGAAAAUACCCUACCCAUGCCUGAGUCAUCUGAAGGCAAACCCUCAGAUCUCCACUGUCAAACGAUGAAAACUGUGAGUUUAACACCAAGCCCCACAACACCAGUUGACACCCAUGAUCCUGCAGGUCAUCAUAACAACUCGCCUCUCUUUAGAGCACCCCUCAGUUUUACUAAUCCUCUUCACUCUGAUGACUCGGACUCAGAUGAAAGGAACUCUGACGGUGCCAUGACCAAGAAUAAAACUAGUAUUUCAACAGCAAGUGCCACAGUUUCUGCUGCCACUAGUACUGAAAGCAUUUCUACAAGGAAAGUAUUGCCAAUGUCCAUUGCUAGACAUGAUAUAGCAGGAACAAUACAUUCAGGUGCUGAAAAAGAUGUUGAUGUUAGUGAAGAUUCACCUCCUCCCCUACCUGAAAGAACUCCUGAAUCCUUUGUGUUAGCAAGUGAACAUAAUACACCUAUGAGAUCUGAAUGGAGUGAACCUCAAAGUCAGGAACAGUCCGAACAAAAAAUAUCUGAAGGCUUGACAACCCCUGGAAGUGAAAAAUGUGAUCAUCCAGCAGGAGGUAUUCACAUAGAGACUUGUACAGAAUGUCCACCUAUUUUCAGUAACAAGAAAGACCAACUAUCAGAAAGUCCAACAGAGGCCACAGAUAUUGGUUUUCGUAAUCGCUGUGGAAAACCCAAAGGACCAAGAGAUCCACCUUCAGAAUGGACAUGAUUCAGGGAGCUAACAGACACUUUAAAUUAGACUGGAAAAUUCAAGUGCCACUGAAAGCCAGAUUUAUAGUAUUCCAUCUUAAAAACGUGGGACUAACAGCAGUGUAGAUUGUUGCCUUAGUAUUUUUUUUUGCUAGGACCAUCUACCUGCCUUAUACUACACUUAGGAAAAAGUAUUACAUAUGGUUUAUUUUGUAACUUCAAGUAUUAUUGCCUUAAUGUCUCUUAACCCUGUUACACGCUGCUUGUAGACAUGUUAAUAUAGUAAUACUUUUAUGAUAAAUUGAGUUUAAGGACUACUCUUUUGCUAAUGUUUUAUCAUGUAUGCAUUAUUUUGUAUAUGUACAGGGCAAGUAGGUAUAUAAUUUGAUAAAGUUGCAGUCAUAAAAUGUUAUUAACAGAAGAUGUAAGAAAUUUCUGCAUGGUCUAAAUCUUUGUGUACCUUAUUUGUAAAUUAUUUGCCCUGAAGUUUUAGAAAAUAGUUUCUGAAUUUUAAAAUUGCUGGAUUCAUGCAGCCAGCGUUGCAGGUUAUCAGAGAUCAAAGAUUGUAAUAAUAAUACAUUUUGUAAAUUGUAAGCAAAAAGUUAUUUUUAUAUUAUAUACUGUCUAAUUGUCCAUCCUAAUUGUCCUUGUUUUCAUCUAGUCAUGGAGAUUCAGUAAGUGCCUUGGAACAAUAUUGAAUUCUCUUAGCUCGUGAGUGUGUGUGUGUGUGUGUGUGUGUGUGUGUGUUACUUUAAUAUUUGAACUCAAGUGGGAUUAGAAGACUAUCAAAAUAUAUGUAUGUUUCAGGAUAUUUGACCUGCCAUUAAAAAAAAAAAACAGAAACAAUUUUACAGUGCCUACUUGUCUUGGUUUUUCAUUCCUUAUUCCAAGGGAAUUAGAGUUCGUAUCCACCUUCCAGUGUUUAAGUCAUGAGUGUGAAUGGAGUUUAAUCUCUUAAUUAAAGAAUUCCAAUACUUCUACUAAUUCUAAUGCUUAUCCUUGUGUCAGCCCUAGGCAUCCUUCUCAUUAUUGCCUAAUAAGAUCCAGUAAAACACCAAACAGAGGUAAGGUUAGGAAGGGGGAACUGGUUUCUUCCCAUCCUACAACUGGAGCAUAGAUCCCAUCCAGGUGUCCCAAAUUUGAAUUCUAACACCAGGGAUUAAAGUUAAUGGAUGUCUAUAUUUUCCCUCUGCAUACGAAAGAGAUAAAAGGGGCGCCUGGGUGGCUCUCUCAGUUAAGCCACUGACUCUUGAUUUCGGUUCUGGUCAUGAUCUUAUGGUCCUUAAGUUCAAGCCUCACUGUUAGCGCAGAGCCUGAUUAGGAUUCUCUCUUUCCCUCUCUCUCUGCCCCUCCUGGGUUCCCCCCUCUCUCUCAAUCUCUCUCAAAAUAAAUAAACUUUUGAAAAAAUUAUACAAAGAGAGAAGAAAUUAUAAGACUAAAGUAAGAGAGUGACCAUAUCUGAGUAGAAGGAUUAUUGCAGAGGAGAAAAUAAAACUAUCAUUUCACGUCAAUUUUUUUUAAAGCUCAUUGGUCUUUGUGUUUGCUCCUUAGGAUUUCAAAUUUUUCCCAUGUUUUGGUCAUAAGGAAAUAUGAAUACAGUGGACCCUUGACAUUCACAAGACACAGACACCUCUAUAGCAUAUCAUUUUCCUAAAAAAAAUUAAACUAAAAGUAUAACAUUUAUUUUUUUUUUUUAUUUUUGAGACAGAGAGUGACAGAGCAUGAACGGGGGAGAGCCAGAGAGAGAGGGAGACACAGAAUGUGAAACAGGGUCCAGGCUCUGAGCUGUCAGCACAGAGCCCGACGUAGGGCUCGAACUCAUGAAUAGCGAGAUCAUGACCUGAGCCGAAGUCAGAUGCUUAACCGACUGAGCCACCCAGGCGCCCUAAACUGAAAGUGUAACUGUAAAACGAAUUUAGCUCCUUCAUGUACUUGAUGAUUUGUAUAAUAUGGUACUAAAAUAAUUUAUAAACAUUUUUAUGUUGGGAAGGAAUUGCUUGGAACAUCUUCAUUGAAAAAUAACAUAUUCAGGGGCACCUGGGUGGCUCCGUUAAGUGUGCAAAUUUUGAUUUUGGCUCAGGUUAUGAUCUCACAGUUCAUGAGUUUGAGCUGAAGUCAGGCUCUGCUGACAGGGCAGAGCCUUCUUGGGAUUCUCUCUUUCCCUCCCCUGCGCUCUCACUCUCUCUCAAAGUAAGCAAACAUUUAAAAAAAUAUAUAACGUAUUCAGAAGAGUGCAAAAAUCAUACUAAUAAUCAUAAAGUUUAUACCCAUUUGAGUGUGACUACCACCUAGAUGCAGCAAUAAAAUAGGAUCAGCCACUAAGAACCUUUCCCCUUGGGCUUCUGAGAUUUCUUCAUUACCAUAUGAGUAGCUGUUACUUCUUUUUCAUUGCUAUAGAGUUAUGCAUUGUAUGAAUGUACCACAGUGUGUCCAUUCUGCCAUUAACAAACAUUUUGAUGGCUUGGGUUUGGGAAUAUUACAGAUUAUGCCACUAUGAACAUUUUUUAAUGUGUUAUUUGGUACAUGUAGUACAUACAUCUGUUGGCAGAAUAUCGAGGAGUGGAAUUUUGGGAUCAUAGGGUACACAUACAUAUCUGCCUUUAGUAAGUAGAUACUGCCAGUUGUCCUAAGUGGUUGUUCCAAUUGUUAUAUAUUUCUUGGUAGUGCCCUUAAUUUUCAUUUUAGCCUUUCUAAUGGGUACAAAGUGGUGUUGGUUGUGAUCGGAGUACGUAUUUCUAUCUAAUGUUCCAUUUUUUUGUUCAGGGAAUGAUUUUUUUUCCCCCAUUGGCCAAUCACCAUUUAAUGUCCUUGCUCCACUGUUACAGUUUUGUCAGGUAUCCAUUGAUACCAGUUAUGUAUCCAUUGAUCUGUGAGUCAGUUUCUAGAUUUUUCUUUCUAUUCUAUUGCCUAUCCUCAGGAUGAUUUUAAAUUGUCUUUUUCUAGCUUUAGCUUUCUCCCAAGGAUUAGUUUUUAUACUGGUUGGAACUGUGAGUAGAACAGUUACUCAUUUUUCUUUUUCUGUGUAAAGCAUAUGGUAAGCUCAUUUGUAUCUGAGAUAAACCACUGCCAAAUUCAUCCUGCUGCUUUAUCCAAAACCUCUACCUUGUAUAACUAAGGGUACAAAGGCUUUUAAAUCUUUCUAUUUCCUUCAUAACACUAUCAGUUAGCUUUCCUUUGGGAGCAAUUUUUCAUAAAUAGUACUUUUCACUCUAAUACUUUUCACUUU